Megalobrama amblycephala (Wuchang bream) is the source of this 5914-nucleotide messenger RNA. RefSeq names its product potassium voltage-gated channel, subfamily F, member 1b (gene kcnf1b). Gene Ontology annotation, cellular component: voltage-gated potassium channel complex; membrane. Gene Ontology annotation, molecular function: voltage-gated potassium channel activity. NCBI's taxonomy places the organism in Eukaryota, Metazoa, Chordata, Actinopteri, Cypriniformes, Xenocyprididae. Gene Ontology annotation, biological process: potassium ion transmembrane transport; protein homooligomerization. The transcript has a single exon. Bases 1307 to 2761 code for a protein of 484 amino acids. The record is from RefSeq and is a predicted model, not a curated record.
GCUAAUAUGGAGUUUAAUUGCAGGCUCCCAUUGUGACCACUUAUUUCAUAUAAAAGCGUGUCAGUAAGUUCGUUUCCUGCGUGGAAAUGGCGGAAGUGUUCGAUAGUCCUUAAUUUUCUUGGUUUGAAAAAACUAACAAACGACACGGCCACAUCUAUGCUAUCUAUUAUUGUAAUUCUACUGAAUUUUCUAAGGGUGGCGCAAUUACUCGGGGUUGCAGAUGGUCGUCUCUUUCUGACAAACCGGGGAGAACUAAAUGUUGAUUGACUACUAAUUCAGAAACGCUCUAUUCAGUGUUUGUAUUUAUCACAUGCGUUCUGUCAUGUAUGAAUCAACUUGAACUUGAUGGAAGUAUCCAGGUUUUUGUCGUGCGCUGUGCAUGUAUCUCCAGGUGAGUCAAGUGAUCAACCAGGGUGUGAAUUAUUCAAACUGUUGUACUCGGUGCUUUGGUGUCAUUUCCUCAUGUUGCAACUGCCUGUGAGAAAAGAAAAAAAUAUGUUCACAUGUAAUGUGUUUUUCACCAUUGUUGUCAAACAUCGUUUCAGUAAUCACAAAAGUUUAGGGCAACAAGAUCGGAGCCCAUAUUUUCACUUGUCGCCAAAUAGACGCCAGUGAACAUAAGUAACUACAGUAUUUUACUCGCUAGCUUUCCGUGGCGAACAGCGAUAAAUUGAAAAAGAAAAAAAAAGUCACGUUCCAUUAACAACAGUGUAUUGUUUAAAAAGUGCUUAACCGAUGUGUUUGCGUUGCGCGAGAAAAAUCACAACACCUCACUUACCCCGAAAUCACAUAUAUAUAUAUAUAUAUAUAUAUAUAUAUAUAUAUAUAUAUAUAUAUAUGAUAAUAUAAAUAAAUUUCCUAUAUAGAGUUUCUUUUAAACUGAUUUAAAUGAUUUUCUUUAAAUUCGCACCCUAAUCUAAAAAGGCUGGAAACACCAAGAGAGAUAAAUUUAUUAAGAGUUGGGGGUUAUAGAAGGAGAGAGAGAAAAAAAAAGAGAGAGAGAGGUGCGCAUGGAGGAGGGGGGAGACCUGUUACUGCUGUGCCAACUGCGCGCUUUCACUGCGCAAAAGCGCACAGAAAUGUUACCGGCUCGAAUCUAGAUAUCAGUCUCCCGAUUCUUUUCUUAUCAAAGCUUUUUCUUAUUUACAGAACAAAAUGAUUUAAUUUUACUCUUUAGCAUGUCUUCAGUAUUUAUGAAGUCAGUCCUCUUUUGACAUGAGGAUCCUGCGUCUCCAUGCGCCUUUUCACUACUCAUCGUUUCUAACAUUUAACUCGUUUUAAAUGUUUUGAGACCAGGACUGCGAGGAUGUGGACGCUACCGAGGACUCGGUUCGCACACUGUAACGGCUCGUCGAGCAGCGAUGAGAAAGAAAUCGCCGUGAACAUCGGCGGCGUGCGGCUGGUGCUGUGCGGGGACAUUCUGAACCGCUAUCCGGACAGCAGGCUCGCCGAACUUGUGAACUGCUCAACUCGGAGUUUUGAUGUCAUUUCAUCACUCUGCGAUGAUUAUGACCCUGGGAAACGAGAAUUCUACUUCGACAGAGACCCUGACUCGUUCAAAUGCAUCGUAGAAGUGUACUACUUCGGGGAGAUCCAUAUGAAGCGCGGAAUCUGCCCCAUUUGUUUUAUUAAAGAGAUGGAGUUUUGGAAGAUUGACUUAAGCUACUUGGACGAAUGCUGCAAAAGCAACUUGACCGAGAAGGAGGAAGAGUUGGCGGAGAUUGCAGACAAGGUGAAACUGAUCCUGGAUGAUUUGGACUCUGACCCUGACGUGAGCCGCAAUGAGAGAUGGCAGAAGUUCGUCUGGAAGCUCAUGGAGAAACCAGAGUCCUCGCUCCCCGCACGCGUAAUUGCCGUCGUGUCGUUCCUGUUCAUUCUAGUGUCAUCUGUGGUGAUGUGUCUCGGGACCAUACCGGACCUCCAGGUGGAGGAUUCCGAAGGUAACCGCGUUGAGCACCCGACCCUGGAUGCUAUCGAGACGGCAUGCAUCGGAUGGUUCACGAUAGAGUACGUACUGCGCUUCGCAUCUUCCCCUAACAAGGUGCGCUUCGCGCUUUCCUUCAUGAAUAUGAUAGACUUCCUGGCCAUUCUGCCGUUCUACGUGGUGCUGGUUCUCACGUACCUCGGCACGGCCAUGAUGGAGCUGGUCAACGUGCAGCAGGCGGUGCAGGCGCUCCGCAUCAUGCGCAUUGCACGUAUCUUCAAGUUGGCGCGCCAUUCUUCUGGCCUACAGACGCUCACGUACGCGCUCAAACGCAGCUUCAAGGAGCUGGGUCUGCUCCUCAUGUACAUGGGAGUGGGCAUCUUCGUCUUCUCCGCACUCGGGUACACCAUGGAGCAAAGCCACCCGGAGACGUUGUUCAGAAGCAUCCCGCAGUCCUUUUGGUGGGCCAUCAUCACCAUGACCACCGUCGGCUACGGGGACAUCUACCCAAAGACCACUCUGGGCCGGUGCAACGCGGCAAUCAGUUUUCUGUGCGGGGUGAUCGCCAUAGCUCUGCCCAUACACCCCAUCAUCAAUAACUUUGUCAUCUAUUACAACAAACAGAAGGUGCUCGAGACCGCCGCUAAGCACGAGCUGGAACUCAUGGAGCUGCGCGCGCUCGAACUCGCAGUCAGAAGCGCCUCGCGCAGGUCUGACGCGCCCGGGAACGCGUGGGAAGGUGCCUUGCGAGCAUCGCGUAGCGAUACAUUCAUCCCGCUCCUUUCUGGAGCGCACAGAACUGAGAGGGAGCCCGUGAAGAAGAAAAGCCUGACUUAGGACAAAAAGUGAAAGAAACUCGAUAGGCACUUUAGGUUUCAAGAGAGCUUGUGUUAUUAUGGUCAUUGUGCGCUAUAAACUGCUGUGCUGCAAUGUGACCGUCAAGCUGCUUGUGCUGUUUUCACUGGACAUCAAAAAUGAGUUCCUCUUCAAAGUGUUAUUUUGUCUUAAUUAAAUAAAGUGCAUGUCAAACUUCAUGCCUAAUGUGUUUCAGAUAAUUAUGGCGCAAAUAAAAUACUUAGACUUAUAAAUUCAACAUUAUCAAAAUGAUCUUUAACAAACACACAAUGAGCUACAGGUGUGAAACAUGACCUGAGGUCACGGUAGAAGUUGUGUUUGUAUCAAGGAUUUAUAGGACAAACAGCAAAUUUGAGGUAAAGUAUAAUUUCACAUUUUUAUCAUUUGAUUUGUGAUUAUGUUGAUGGUGAAUGACUGAACUGCAUGAAUUGGCAGGUUCUGUUGUUUAAUUUGACUUAAUCAGUUAGAGAUGAUGGGGGUAUAACAUAAUAAAUUAUUUUGAACAAGUUACUUUGUUUACAAAAAUAAAUGCAUGCACAAAAUAUAACAUUUUUACAUGUUUUUUAUUAGUGUUACUACUCUUCCCAGUAGUGGUGUAAUUUUCAAUAACAUCAUUAUUUGUACUUGCAAAAACUGUUUAUAUUUGAAUAUAUUUUAUAAUGUAAUUUAUUCCUGUGAUGCAGCUGAAUUUGCAGCAGCCAUUACUCCAGUCUUCAGUGUCACAUGAUCUCCUUCAGACUUCAUUCUACUAUUUAGAUUUGGUGCUUGAUUAUUAUCUGUUAUUAUUAUUAUUAUUAGUGCUAAAAUAUUCUAUGCUCAAAUAUAGUUUCUUAUUAUUAUCAAAGUUAAAAAACCUUUUUAAUAACAGUUUUUUCUGCUUUUAUUGAUAUAUUCUUUGAAUAAAAAGUUCAAAAGAACAGCAUUUAUUGAAAACAGAAAUAUUUUGUAACAUUAUGAAUGUCUUUACUGUCACCUUUGGUCAAUUUAAUGCGUCCUUGCUGAGUAAAACCAUUAAUAUCCCCCCCCCCCCCUUUUUUUAUUUUUGCUUACACCUAACUUUUGAAUUACAGUUAUAUAUAUUAUAGCAUCUUAGAAUGAUAUAUUUCACAAUAUUACUGUUUUUGCUGCCUUGGUGAGCAUAAGGAACUUUAUAUAUAUAUAUAUAAAAUAUAUAAUAUAUCAUGUUGCUAGGAACCUGAGACAUGUAAGCACCAAAUGUAUGUCUGUUAUUAUAAAGACUUAUAAGCAUUUAGACAUGAAAGACAGAUAUUCUCAGACAUUCUUUACUGGGAGGAAGAAUAACUCAGGUGAUGGCGGAGUUACAGGUGAGUCUUACGUUCCUCAAAUCAAAUGAAAUAAUUCACAUAGUCUCUGUUUCUCAUUCUCUCUCUCUCUCUCUCUCUCUCUCUCUCUCUCUCUCCCUCCAUCUCUGUCUUCUAACCUCUUCACAGUAAUCCGAUUACUAGUGGUCAGUGCUAAAUACAGUUGUAUAUGGAGUCAAACAAUUUCUGUUCAGAGGUCCAAAUUCAGAGGUAGUCAGAAAUGCAUAUGACCACGUUGCAUUUGUAGUGUAAAAACAUGGUCUUUGUCUUUGCAUUAUAGUGUCAUUCUAUUGGCUGCAGCCUCUUCCGCCCUCAAGUGCACUGUUUGUCCAGGUUUGCACGCUGUGCAAACGGCCAGCACAACAGAUGUCUAAAAAAGUAGGCUGAGAUUCUGAAAUGUUGCUUUUGCAACUUGCAAGAGAUUUACUCUCAUCUUUAUUCUGAUGUCCAAUUUCUGACUCAACAAUCCAGCACAGAGAUAAAAACAAAUGAGUCACAGAAUCCACCCAAACAUGCUGGAAUUCAGCAAAGAGUCACCGGAGGCUAAGAAUAGGACCUCCAGCAUGAUGUGGGCUGGUGUCAGUCAUGAGAACGAUACAGAGCGUUUAUGGAGGGAAUGUGUGUCUGGUUGUUAUAUAGAGAAGCAUUUGAACAUGUCUGCACGGCAGGGGGUUCUCACAUACACCCUCGAAACGCUCAGACAAGAUGGCUACCCUGGCACCUACAAGCGUGAUGAGAUAGCUGACAUGGUUUAGAUUCACAGUGUGAGGAGUAUGGGUGUGCUUCUGUGUGGGUUUGUGUGAGUAGUUUAAAGGUUUCUUUCGAGGUGUACAUUUAUCUUAGCCCCUGCAGUGUGUACUUCAUUUGGAUAACAGUUUUAAGCGUUCCUGAAAGUUUAUCCUGUAUCCACCUGUGCUGUUCUCCUAUUCCAUUCCACCAAUCAUCUCUCUUGGUCCCCCAUCACCAUGGGAACUUGGUUAGAGGACUAUGGUUAGAGUCCUCAGAACAUCUACGCCAAUUAACAAGAUCUAAAUGAAGUUCAGCCAUAAUGAUGCCACCAAAGUUUGUUGUGUGUGACAUUCUGCUAUUGAGAAUUAGAGGUAGAGUGUGUUUCCUGGUGUGUUUCCUGAAAUUCCUGUAGAGUAUUAAUAGAAAAGGUUAUGGAAUUUUUUUUUGUUGUCAAUAAUGUGUGGUAACCCAUUGUCACAAAUUGACAUUUCUUAUUUUUAUAUAAGGAAUAUUGCAGUAUUUAUUAUAAAAGAUUUAUCCGUGCACAUCAUUAUUUUUAAAAAAAAUGUAUGUGCCUUGUAAUCUUUCAUUAAAAAAAUAUCUUACCCUCCCUCUUGCAACAGCCUCGCUUCUCUUCUCUUCUCUGAUACUGAGAGUGAGUAAGACUGCAUUGUGAUUAUAUGUACAAGUAUGCAUGAAGCUACAUGUAUUGUACAUAUGCAUGCCUUGCAUAUCACAGCUGUGCAUUGGUCCGUGAGAUUGAGUAACAGUUUUUGUCCCUGCAGUCACAUUCACACAUCAUUCUCACAGUAAGAGUGUUCACAUGCUUUUCUAUCUGAACAUUACACUUUCCAGUUAAUGCUAACAUUAUUACAGCUAUUCCACUGGCAUGUUCACAGCAUGUUAUAUAAUGGAUAAGAAAGUUACUUCCUCAUGACUGUGCACAGGUUAGAAAUGUGAAGUUUGUUUGUGAGAGAGGCAGAAAAGAAAGCAGUUGGGAGCGCUUAGUGGUAUUGUAGAUUCACUUAAUGAGUGUGGAUGUAAUAACUCUCUACAGGCCGGUAGCAAACACAUACAUAAAUUG